UGCAAAUCAAGGAAUAGAACAGCACAGAGCAGAGGAUAAGAAUGCAGAAUUUCCUGUAUCUGAAGCUGGUCAUGAUGCCACUGGUGGGGCUUCUCCUGAUACAGCAGUAAAACAGGAGAAACAUGGGUUUGACAGUUCCAAUGAGUUAUCGAAGGAGGAGUUGGGUCGCCUUGUUGCUUCUCGCUGGACGGGAGAAAACACCGCAGAGCAAAGCAAUGAAUCUGGUGCUGCAAAGGAAGACCAUGAAGGUGCUGAAGUGUCUCUAGAGAGCAAACAUGGUGAGGACUAUGAUAGCUAUGAUUCUGAAACUGAUGGAGAGAGCGAAAAGUACGAUGAUGAUGACAUGGAAAAUGAAAACAUGGAUGAUGACGAGUUGAGAUAUAAAGAGCAUGAUGAUUCUAGUGCCUCAUACAGAUCUGACUCAGAAGACCAGACAGACUUUUCAGAUAUAACUGCAAGUAAUCCUUCUUGGUUGGAUAAGAUACAGCAUACUGUUCGGAACAUUUUGCAAGCAGUUAACUUAUUUCAGACUCCAGUGGAUAAAUCAGAGGCUGCUCGUAUACGGAAGGAAUAUGAAGGUUCUAGUUCAAAGCUGUCUAAACUAGAGUCAACGAUAACAAAAUUGAGUGAAAAACUAAAACAUGAUUUUGGGCCAGAGAAGGAAUUUUAUUCGUUUUAUGACCGUUGUUUUGAGAACAAAGAGAGCAAGUAUGUCUACAAAGUAUGUCCAUAUAAACACGCUUCCCAAGUGGAAGGCCACAGUACAACUAGACUGGGGAACUGGGAUAAAUUUGAGGACUCAUUUAGGGCCAUGAUAUUUUCAAAUGGCGAUAGAUGCUGGAAUGGGCCUGGCAGAAGUUUAAAGGUAAAACUUAGGUGUGGUUUGAAGAAUGAGCUAACGGAUGUAGAUGAACCUAGUCGUUGCGAGUAUGUAGCAUUGUUGUCAACACCUGCUCUUUGCUUGGAGGAGAAGUUAAAGGAACUUCAACACAAACUAGAUUUAUUGAACAUGGAACAAAUCCAGAGCCAUGAUGAACUUUAAUCUGUUUUUGAUUAACUGGGAAUGCUGAAGAGUAUCUCAACUACAAUUGAAUUGAUCCUACGUAGAUGCAUGGGCUGGUCAUGCUCGUGAAGAUCUUGAGAUGCUUGGAACAUCAGCUGGUUCUCUGAAUACUCUGAAUCUUCCUUGAUUUGGCCU
Telopea speciosissima is the source of this 1198-nucleotide messenger RNA. RefSeq names its product glucosidase 2 subunit beta-like. NCBI's taxonomy places the organism in Eukaryota, Viridiplantae, Streptophyta, Magnoliopsida, Proteales, Proteaceae. The transcript has 11 exons. The record is from RefSeq and is a predicted model, not a curated record. Gene Ontology annotation, biological process: N-glycan processing. Bases 344 to 1042 code for a protein of 232 amino acids. Gene Ontology annotation, cellular component: glucosidase II complex.